AUGUCACUUCUUUCCUAUGCAAAACCGUUUUUUUUUUUUUUGAAGUAUUAUUUGUAAUUAGUCGGUUUAUCAUUUCCUGUAGGCUAUGAGUGAUGUGCUCUCCCCUGCCUUGUUGUGACACUUGUUUCCAGACAUUUCUUUAAAGAACCAAAAUUCCCCAGCAAAGAAGAAACAAGACAGAUCAGCUCAUAGCUCUUGUGGGAGGAAAACCCCGUUAUAUAAAGAAGAAAAAUGAUUUCAGAUUGACAUUGAGGCUCAACAGCUUUCCAAGACGGGCAUAUUUUUUGCAGUGCGGUUAAUGCUGAAGUCAUUCUCCGUCUCAUACAACAGCAGCCAAGGACAAGAGAGCAUCAGCAGAGAGAGGGAAAACAGGAGAGAGAAAGGUGCCUACUCUCGCCAUUGCGAUAAUUGUCUCGCUGUUGAAUCGAUCGUCGGUGUAAAUGCUGCUCUAACAGGAGGCGACAGGAGCGGAGAAGCGGGGGAUUUAACUUCAAACACGGACAAACCUAUGCUUGGAUUUCGGCUCUUUUUCCCUUCGCCAAUGCAAAAGGAAAUAUGCAGCGAAGCUUCACCAUCCUCUACACCAGUUUACUGGGGAUGUGCUUGGGUUCAACCUCAAGUUUUCCAAGUAACAUCAAUAUAGGAGGAUUGUUCCCAACCGAAUCGCACGAAUAUGAGGUUUUUCGGUUCGCCCUCUCUCACCACCAGGACAUCCCCAAACUGGUGCCGCAGGUGGAUAUGGUCAAGAUGGGGAAUAGCUUCUCCAUGACAUAUGCAUUUUGCUCCCAGUUCUCCAAAGGUGUGUAUGCCAUCAUUGGCUUGUAUGACAGGAAGACAGUCAACAUGCUCAUGUCCUUCUGCGGAGCGUUGCACGUCUGCUUCGUCACACCGUCCUUCCCAAUUGAGACGGCCAACCAGUUUGUCAUCCAGCUGAGGCCUGAGCUCCAGGAUGCUCUGGUGGGAGUGAUCGAACACUACGGAUGGACCAAGUUUGUCUACAUGUACAGUUCUGACUCAGGCCUGUCAGUGCUGCAGAAGGUUCUGGACACAGCAGCAGAGCGGAACUGGCUGGUGACCUCGGUUAAUGUGGAGACCAUGACGGAGGCCUCCUUCUUGAAAGUGUUCCAGGAUUUGGACAAGAGGAAGGAGGGCCAGAUUAUUAUCGAUUGUGAGACCGAGAGGCUUACUGGCAUCCUUAAAAAGAUUGUAGAACAAGGCAAGAAUGCAAAGAGCUACCACUACAUCCUGGCUAACCUGGGCUUCUUGGACAUUGACUUGACAGACCUGAGGAAAGGUGGGGCGAACAUCACUGGCUUCCAGCUUGUCAACAACUCGGACCCCAGCGUCAGCCGUGUCGUCCAGCAGUGGUUGGAGUUUGACAAUAAAGAUUCCAAAGUGCCCAAGAGUGGACUCAAAUACACAGGCGCUCUAACAUAUGACGGGGUGAAGGUCAUGUCCACGGCCUUCCAGAAUUUAAGGAGACAGAGGAUAGACAUUUCUCGCAGGGGCAACGCUGGAGAGUGUCUUGCCAACCCACCAGCUCCCUGGGGACAGGGCAUAGAUAUCCAGCGAGCCUUGCAGCAGGUCCGUAUAGAUGGAUUGACUGGUCAUAUUCAGUUCAACGAGAAAGGCCGCAGAACCAACUACACCGUUAGCGUCAUGGAACUGGCCCCAUCUGGACCAAAGAAGGUCGGCUACUGGAAUGAGGAUGAGAAGUAUGUGACCACCGCCAGCAUGAACUGCAACAUCACUCCCUACAGCCUGCAGAACCGAACUUACAUAGUUACCACUAUCUUGGAGUCUCCAUAUGUGAUGCUGAAGAAGAACCACGAGCAGUUUGUGGGGAAUGAUAAGUACGAGGGCUACAUUGUUGAGCUGGCUGCGGAGAUAGCCAAACAUGUGGGCUACCAGUACAAACUGAAGAUUGUGUCAGAUGGCAAGUAUGGAGCCCGAGAUCCUGAGACCAAGAUGUGGAACGGCAUGGUUGGAGAGCUGGUGUAUGGGAAAGCAGAUGUGGCUGUGGCUCCUCUGACCAUCACCUUGGUCCGUGAAGAAGUCAUCGACUUCUCCAAGCCCUUCAUGUCACUGGGUAUCUCCAUCAUGAUCAAGAAACCCACUAAAUCCAAACCUGGCGUGUUUUCAUUCCUGGACCCCCUCGCUUACGAGAUCUGGAUGUGCAUAGUGUUUGCCUACAUUGGCGUCAGCGUCGUCCUGUUCCUUGUCAGUCGAUUCAGCCCGUACGAGUGGCAUGCUGAGGACUACGAGGAGGGAGGUGAGCCGCAGAGUCCCACUCAAGCUUCGGCCUCUAAUGGGGUGCAGCAGGGCCAGACGGCGACACAGCAGAACACUAACCAGCAGAGUCCAGAGCAGACCAAUGAGUUUGGCAUCUUCAACUCCCUGUGGUUCUCACUGGGAGCCUUCAUGCAGCAAGGCUGUGAUAUCUCACCACGCUCUCUGUCGGGCCGCAUUGUUGGAGGCGUGUGGUGGUUCUUCACCCUCAUCAUCAUCUCAUCCUAUACUGCCAACUUGGCUGCCUUCCUGACGGUGGAGAGGAUGGUGUCUCCUAUAGAGAGUGCUGAGGAUUUGGCCAAGCAAACAGAGAUUGCCUAUGGAACACUGGACGCCGGCUCCACCAAAGAGUUUUUCAGGAGGUCUAAGAUCGCUGUGUUUGAGAAGAUGUGGUCCUACAUGAAGGCCGCCGACCCGUCCGUGUUUGUCAAGACCACAGACGAGGGUGUAAUGAGAGUCAGGAAGUCCAAGGGCAAGUAUGCCUACCUGUUGGAGUCCACGAUGAACGAGUACAUAGAGCAGAGGAAACCCUGCGACACUAUGAAGGUGGGAGGGAACCUGGACUCUAAAGGUUAUGGCAUCGCCACUCCCAAGGGCUCCCCUCUCAGAAACCCAGUAAACCUGGCAGUGUUAAAACUGAACGAGCAGGGCCUCUUGGACAAAUUGAAAAACAAGUGGUGGUACGACAAGGGAGAGUGCGGCAGCGGGGGCGGGGACUCCAAGGACAAGACAAGCGCUCUGAGCCUCAGCAAUGUGGCGGGAGUCUUCUACAUCCUGAUCGGCGGCCUGGGCCUGGCCAUGCUGGUGGCACUGGUGGAGUUCUGCUACAAGUCCAGGACCGAGUCGCGCCGAAUGAAGCAAUCCAUCAACGACGCCAUGCGCUGCUCCACCCUGACCAGGAUGAGUGGCAACGGAGCGGCGGAGAGAACGGACGAAUCCUCACCCACGAUCCCCAAGACCGUUCAGACACUGCCCUGCAUGAGCCACACCGCCAGCAUGGGACUGGGUGCCUCCGGCUGUGAUCGUCACGUGACUGUGCAGGCGGGGAGGAAUAGGCAGGGUGGGGCGGACAAGCACAAGACUCUAACGUCCUCAAAAAUCAUGGCUGUCCGGUUUGACCCAUCUAUUCUCCUGGCUGUCAACGUGCCCGACUCAAACAAGACUUAACUUACUGCCAAAAUGCACUCUCGAAUCGCUCCUUACAAACUACGAACAGAGACUCACAACAAUUUUUUUAAUAAGUGGAUGUUUGGAAAAAGAGAUAUUGGAAAAAAAAGGAAGGGAAAUGUGCUGCAAUAAAGAAGCCGUCAACGGGGCGUGUUUUUGAAUUUUUUACAGUGUUCAUUUAUGUGGGAAAAAAAAAAAAAGAACUUUAUUCUUCAGUGUGACGCCUGCGCUGUGCCAUUUCGAUGGAGCUGUUGACCUUAGUCUGCGUGUGCAAUAUCUUCACCUCCACUGCUGACCUUGUACUACCUAGAUGCUUUCUGAUGGCUGAUGGAACGUGUCUUUGCACAGAUGUGGUGAUGAGGACAAAACACUUGUGACUUCUAUGAUCAUUUGAUAUUGUUUUGGGACAUUCCCGCUCUCUUUCACUCUCACAUUUACACGCCAUUUUGGAAGGACAAAGUGCUCUGUGUAGCAUAGGCAGUUUUUAUGAUAUAGUAUAUGGUUGACACUGUUGUAUUAGCGCAAAGAGCUUUGUCAAAAGUAGUUGAUUUGAUUUUUCCUCGACUGAGGUUUAAUGCUGUUUAAAUCAGCGGAUGACCGGGCUACAACAAACAUGCAUUGCUGCUACACCUCAUUUAACACGUCAUGCCUUGUCUUUGUGCCAUAUGACCAUUCUCACAAAUGCACUCAGAUACACUUACACACUUGUUGCUACUGGGUUAUGUAUUCGGCCAACAGAUAGAUAUAUAUAUAUAAAGUUGAGAGUUUUACUAUUUAAUGAUGAAAGAGCAGAUUCCGAAAUGCUCACUUUGACCUGUGUGAGAAAGGGUUAGAGGGUAGAGAAGACACACGGACACAUUAUUCUGUGGCUAUGUACAGCACUGAGUGACCUUACACUGUAUUCUACUGUUGUGACAUUCAUAGCAUAUCCAUUGAUAUACAAGGGAAUCUAUUUGCAGCGCAUGUUAAAGAACUGAGAUUGACAAAUUCAGAUACAAUCUGGAGAAAAUGUUCCCCAAACUAUAGUUAGAGUCGUCGCUGCAUAAUUCACUCACUCCUGUGAUAUAUUUUCAGCUGUAUUCAGUUUUAAUGAAAUGGGCAGAGGAGCUAUUCACUCAAUUUAUUGAGAGUGGCAUAUCCCCUGCAGAUUGUGUAUGGCCUAUAAAAGGAAAGUUGGCCUCCUCUCUCUGUCGCUAGCUAGCUCAGGAAGGAGGCGGGAUUGGAAGACUUGGUGUGACUGACGGAUUCUGUGUUUUUUGGAAGCCAAGAUUACAUUGGUCACUUCUCUGCUCGGGUUGUAGAGUUUUCACUUUCAGAUCAUGUAAAGUAAACAAAAAUUACAGCGGCAAGCUCUGAACAGUAGAGGGCAGAGGGGACAAAGGGCAGCCUAUGUUUGACAUAUAGGCCUUCAAGGAAAAUUCCACCCAGAAACAUUUCAGUGCUGUUAACUAAAUGACUUUUGAUGAUGUACUUUGCAUUUCUGGACCCAUUCUGUUGGUUAAUAGUGUGUUUUAUAUUCUCGUGAAUGACUGACAGCAGAAAACAAAAACUUCUGUAGCUAAUGUUACGAUUUGGUAUCAAAGGACAAUUUAAAGGACAAAAUGAAAGUUUACAAAAUGAUAUAUUUUUCUUAUUGUCAACAAAUUCCAUGAAAGGACAAGACAACAUUGUGUUGUUUCAUCUUUUAAUACUUUCCGACUACACUACCCUGUAUGUGGCACUCAGCCCCAAACCCACUGAUUCCCACUGCAGACGAAAGUGUUUGAAGACAUUAAGAAACACUCUGCUUGUCUGAUAUGGUUUUCCACAAAGUUCAAUUACUUCAGUGAAAAUUCUUUAAAUUAUAUCUACUCCUCCCUGAAAAAUCCAGAAUCUGUUUCAGAACUUUAUCUGCUGGACAAAAGUUUCCCCCCGCUUCACUGAAAAGUCCAUCCUCAGUGUAUGUGCUGGUUUUACAUUUCUACAUCGCACCUGUGUUACAUAUUGGACCACAAUUGUUCUCAGAACUAGUUGUGACGUCACAAAUCAUGUUCGUAUCUGCACAUCUUAAACUCAGAUUUAAGGUGAGCACAGAGAAACUUUCCUCCUCCUGAUGAUGAAUGACAGCUGUGAAAAUGGCUCACAAAUAUAUAAUUUCAUGUUAAAAAAAAAUGCUGAGUAAUACCCUAAAACAGCUGGGCACUGUAGUUUUUGGCAAAUGUUUUUCAAACAGGCGUAAAUAAUGCAUUUGUUAGGGACUGCUUUCAGCCGCGUAUUAAUACACAUUUGGUGCACUAGUGAGAAUUUUUGACAGCAGGAUGAUGUAUGUGGGAUUUACUCAAAAUAAACAACAGUACACAUGAACACAGGACCAGUUGAUUGUUGGUUUGGGUCUAUAAUUAUAGAAAGUCACCAGGCUUGUCCUUCAAGCUCAACUGUCUUAAAGAUAGAAAUGGUCAAGCAAGGAGAGAAACCAAUAGCAGGUAUUUUCUUACAACGCGUCACAGCCAGAAGCUAUGUACCGUCCAGCAUGUUUUCCUAUUACAUACCUAUCACUUUCUCCCUUCCCAUACACUCAAAUAUUCCACUUCAGAGUACAACAAUUUCAUGUACCUGUAAUGUCACAAAUCACUCAAGAAAAUAUAGGAAAAUGAUCAAGAUGAAGCAGGUUGAGGGAAAAGUGGGUACAUCAAAAUGGCAAAUUACAGUAAUUCCUCACAACAUCGGUCCUGAAAUGCACUGAACAUCACGCGUGGUUGUUGAUAUCCAAGAGUCUAACAGUGUCCAAAGGUGUGAUUUUACUUUACGAAGGUUACUGGAAGGUUGUUUGCUAAAAAUGGGAUUUCUGCUGCUGUUGCAUGUCAGAGGUCAGCUUCAGAUUAUGUACCGCACACUCUAGCUGGCUUCUCAUUUCACACCAGAGGCCAAGCGCCUGUACAAAGGCAGCACGCAUCAUCUGCUUCCACAACACGGCGUGUAUUAUUUUUCCUCACCUUUAAUUUUCUGCUUUAAAAAAAAUUUACUACCAAAUCUAAUGUAUGCCCUCUCUUUCUCUACAUCCUCAUACAAGCAAGAAAAAUGGGCAGUCAGAGUUUACUGAAAUCACACAUAUCUCCACCUAUUAUGUAUAUAAAAGGCUUUUCUCUUGAAAAUGUGUGUUUUCCUUCCAAUCAUGCCUCAGUGUACCUGAAUUAGUUACCGCGUGAGUACUUUUCCUUUCUUCCUCCAUCGAUGCGUCUUCUUCUGCUGAUGCUGUAUUAAUUAGGACACAGCACAGCACUCUUCAGUGGAGGCUUUACCUUCAGAAAGAUGUUUUAUAUGCCAUAACAGAUUUGUAAAAAAUCAAAUAAAAUAAAAAGACACUCAAUGUUUGUAUUAUACAGGAGAGUUGGGGUGCCAGAAAGUGUUAUACACUUUGAAGAGUGUAAAAAAAUAAAACACACACACACACACACACAAACACACAAUGAUGAUGAAUAAUCUAUAGACGCUAAUGUUGUUUAAAGCCAGUUUUGAGUUUAUUUCGUUUGAUUUUGUUGCAAAUUUCAAAAAGGAUUUCCUGUUGGUGUUUUUUAAGUGCUUGAAAUUUAACAUCAUUUGAAUAUUUCUUUGUCGUUGUCCUUUUCCACAGUAUUUUACUACUGGAAUCUAAUCACAGUUUGUUCACCAGAAACAUCAUUAUUGUUGUUUUUUUUUUAACUAAGGAAAGGGUGUACAUGAGUUUUGAAAUUAAAAAAUAAUGGUUAAUAAAUGAGUUUAAAAGAGAAAAGAGAAUACAACUAUAAGGAAUCCGAUUUUUGAGAAAUAAACUUUUUUUUUCUAACCAAAGUGUCCUGGAAGGAAGUCAUCAUGCUUUUGUAACCGAAUAAAGGAAUAAACUAUG
Messenger RNA from Thunnus maccoyii (southern bluefin tuna), 7318 nucleotides. It is a transcript of the gene gria1a, whose product is annotated as glutamate receptor, ionotropic, AMPA 1a. Gene Ontology annotation, molecular function: AMPA glutamate receptor activity; transmitter-gated monoatomic ion channel activity involved in regulation of postsynaptic membrane potential. Gene Ontology annotation, cellular component: postsynaptic membrane; plasma membrane; AMPA glutamate receptor complex. The record is from RefSeq and is a predicted model, not a curated record. Lineage: Eukaryota; Metazoa; Chordata; Actinopteri; Scombriformes; Scombridae. Gene Ontology annotation, biological process: synaptic transmission, glutamatergic; modulation of chemical synaptic transmission.